Molecule: messenger RNA, 1020 nt
Organism: Trichoderma asperellum CBS 433.97
Lineage: Eukaryota; Fungi; Ascomycota; Sordariomycetes; Hypocreales; Hypocreaceae
Source: RefSeq, a predicted model, not a curated record
GAACAAGGACGAUAUGCCAUCAACGAGCACUUGAACCUAACGAGGCUUGAGAGCGUGGAGAUUCCUUUACCAAUGCCCAGCUGUGUGUAAACAUCGCGAUGUCUGAUCAUUCCGCAACGCUGGCAACAUGGCCAAUACAAACAAGACUUACUUCCUGGUGUCCUCGUGGGACUUCCCAAAGGGAUCCGUCUGCCUUGGCAGCCUAACCUCCAGCCCUGAACAGCCACACAUAACCCUGUUCAAACCUGGCGACGGCGACAUUGACACGACCACGUUCCCUACUACAAAAGAUGACUACACUGGCGUCGUCAGGUCCGAAAAGGGUGACAAGGGCGGGCUAUUUUUUCGAUUCCUGGACCUGUUUGGGCUCGGCGCAGAGGCAAGCGUCAAGUACGACCGCAAGGCAGUGCUCAAGUACUCUUUCAAGCACAUGCAUACCGAAUGGUUCAUCCCAAGCGAAGAUCUCGUCAAGAAGGCAGUUCAGAGCAAGAGAGCAGCUAGUCACUUGAAACGAAUAGCAUACGAUAGCCCGUUGUAUAUGAUCACUGGGCUAAAGAUUGUCGAGGGGGCCAGCGUGACGACGCUGAAAAAUAAAGGAAAGGACUUUACGGCGUUUCUAGGAGUGGAUGCAGGCCCCGUGUCUGUUGGACCACAAGCAAGUCAUAAUUCGCAGUCCACUGAGCUCCAGACUUUUAGCAAUUCCACGCCCAUCGUGUUUGCAUUUCAACUCAUGGAGGUCCGAUGCGACGCCAAGGGAAACGUUAGUACCAUGGCGUACAACACUGGGGCACUAUUUGGGCUGGAUGUAGAUAGUGGCUUGCCAGCCGAAGAACUGGAAAAGACGGUAGCUAAGGAAGUGACCUCUGAAGUCCUCAAAAAGGAAUUUGGGGAUGCAUUCUCUGCGUCCGCUUCCAUAGACGAGGAGGAUGGCUCGCCGUGUGUGGUGAUUGUCCCAGUGACAGCCACCACGGCGUAGACCAUGGGUUGCUCUUCUGAGUGCGGCGGAGGGAGAACUCGAAA